Agelaius phoeniceus (red-winged blackbird) is the source of this 6078-nucleotide messenger RNA. It is a transcript of the gene SFT2D3, whose product is annotated as SFT2 domain containing 3. The record is from RefSeq and is a predicted model, not a curated record. NCBI's taxonomy places the organism in Eukaryota, Metazoa, Chordata, Aves, Passeriformes, Icteridae. Gene Ontology annotation, cellular component: membrane. Gene Ontology annotation, biological process: vesicle-mediated transport.
CCGGAUGUGGCCCCUGCCCGGGAAAAUGGCGGCGCCGGGGUGGGCGGAGGGAGCGUUGUAGCGCCCGGUGCCGUCCCCGCCAUGGCGGACCUGGGCCGGCAGCUGCACGAGUACCUCGCGCAGUCCAAGGCCGCUGCUGCCGCCACCGGUCCCAGCGCGGUCCCCGCAGCGCCGGCGGCCGGCGGCUCGCAGGAGGAGUCGGGGAACGGCGGCGGGCUGCGGGCCUGGCUGGGGGCGCUGAACCCGUUCCCGCCGGGCAGUGCCCCGGGCGCCACGGUGUGGCCUUGGACGGGAGAGGAGGACCCGUGGCUGCCGGGGCUGUCGCGCUGGCAGCGGCUGGCGGGCAGCGGGCUGUGCGUGCUUCUGGCGGCGCUGUGCUUCGGGCUGGCCGGGCUGUGCGUGCCGCUGCUGCUGCUGCGCGCCCGCAAGUUCGCGCUGCUCUGGUCGCUCGGCUCGCUGUGCGCGCUGGGCGCCGCCGCGCUGCUGCGCGGGCCCGCCCGGCUGCUGCGGGAGCCCGGCCGCGGGGCGCUGCUGUACCUCGGGGCGCUCUUCGGGACGCUGUACGCCGCGCUGGCGCUGCGCAGCACCGCGCUAACUGCGCUGGGCGCCGCCGCGCAGCUCGGCAUCGCCGCCACGGCGCUCCUGGCCGCGCUGCCCGGAGGUGCCGCCGGCCUGCGCCGCCUCGCCGGGCUGCUCCGCGCCGCCGUGUGCGGCCGAGGCAAGGCAGCACUGCCUCUGUGAGCCCGGCGCGCCGGGGAGGAGCGGCCGCGGCCCCGCGGGAGUCCCUCACACACGGAGCCGGAGCCUCGCGCUGUCGCCAGCCGACUCCCAGACCGGGGACGCCGCUUCUCUUCGCCUCCUCCGCGUCCCGGCACGUUUUACUCGCCAGCGCUCAAGGAGCAGCAGCAGCGGGGCUGGCAGCCCGGAGCGGCCCCGGUGACUCGGAGCUGCAGGUGCUGUGUGCGGUGUCAGCCUGCCGAGCCGCCCCCGGGCUCGUUAUCUGCCUUACCGCGCUGCCAGCUCUAUAGCCGCGGCUUGGCAUCGCUCCACCUCUGGGUGGGGAGCUGGCAGCAUCCCGCUCAUUCUCCAGCCCGGGAGCGUGCGGCUGCUGCUGCGGCUGCUGCGGACCGCGCGGUCGGAGCCCAUGCGGCGGCACUGAGGACUGAGGAGCGGCUGAGGUGCGCAAGGCUGACGGAUGCUGAAACACGAAGAUGAUUUAGCAAAAUGCCAUCGAGGCUAGGGGAGAACAUUGAAAAAUUAACUGGUAUUACCUCAUUUUGUGCUGACCCCUACACUAUGAACACAUACUGGUUUUGCUGUCACCUCAGACCAGUGGUGAAUACGAAGACUGUGGCCACUGAACUGCAUUUCUCUCUAUAAAGCAGCUUUAAAAUAACCUUCCAGAUGGCAGACUAGCAAGCAGUGGUGAUUGCCUGCAUUUUGGAAUUUUGACCUCAGCACCAUUGUAGACAGCUGUGACUAAAGAUGAAAAUGAAACUUCUCUGUACAUGAUAAACCAAAGCCCUAGGAAUCAUCUCUCAGUAUUUUAACUGGCUGAGAUUUCAGGAGGUAGUGCUGUUGCUCCAUCUGAAACACAAGUUUGCCUAAAUACAACCCUCUGUAGUAAUAGUUGCUGCUGCUCCUUCCUCCUCGAGAAGGGUUAUUGCCUGCCCCAGGGCCUCCACCAAAGGCUUCCUCCCUGUGGAAUCCAUCGUGGUGGUCUCCAUCUAGAGAACUGGACCUCCCAGAUUUCUGCGCUCUCUGUGAAGGUCCCGAAUUUCCUCGUCCUGCAAAGGAAGCACAGAACCAGUUACUGGUGUAAGUUUGAGCUGAGUCUCUUCUCAGACAUGCCAGAUACUGAGCUGCUUCUACUGUAGUGUCAUCAUUCAUAAAGCAGCUGUAGCUGAGACCUGCAAUUUUAUGCCUCCUCCUUCAUUACAAGUUUCUUACACAGAUUUAGUGUCUCCAUUACAGUUCAGAAAAUGGACAACAAUCAAGCAAUUCCUCGGGAAUUAAAGGAGCUUGUAUUUGAUACUGUCAGCAGGCACUGAAAUGAAGUCAGAAUAAUGACAGCUUUUCCUCCAAACUGCCAGUUCUUGUGCUAACACUGUGGUUCUCUCUGUGUUUUUAUUGCAAAAUACUUUUUUUAAAUCCUAAACAAAGACAUUGCACUGUUGACAAACUGAGACAGUUGAGGCUGAUGGUGAAGAUCAUGAGUAACAUUACUGUUUUUUUUCAAUAUUUUGCUAAAAAUAAUAGAAAAAUGCUUUAUUUUACUACACUAACCUGGAACAAAAAGUACUCAAGCUCUUACUGCCAGGAACAGAAUGUUCUAAUUCUCACAGAAUAGAAUUUUCUAAUUCUCACAUACCAUUUUGGUUUUGAUAUGUUUGCUAUGAACAACAAAAAACCCCAACCCAAUUCAUUAGCCUAAAAUAAGAAGCAGUAUUUUGAGAAAACAAAAUCAGUGGUAACCUUGUUUUAAGGACACACACUACAGCUAAAUUCAGGUAUUUUUGCUGCACUUUAGCAAAAGUGAUUUCUGUUGACUGUGGUUGGUUCCAUGUAAAACAGUCACCAAAUUCUUUCACAGAAACAUUCAUGGAGUUUUAAUCUUCAAAGGACUUUCCCAAUACAACUGAAGGUGACACAGCCCACAUAUGAAGUAUUGUUCAUGGUUUGUUUAUCAGGCUUUCUGCCAUCAUUCUAAACUUUCUUGAGCACAUUAUGAGUUAAUUACCACAUUUGUGCCUGGACAACAAUUGUUUUGACUUUAACAAAGAAUCUGACAGAGUUACCACAAUCAUUACUGAAGCUGGAAAGGAGUCCUUACAGAUUUGAUAGAUGCUGGCUAAAUUGAGAACUACAGCAUGUGAUAUGGAAGGAAAAAUACUGGUAGAGAAGUUUAUCAGCAGAUAAACAUCUGUGAAGGAAUGAUAAAAUGUAAACCAUCUGUGAUAACAUUUAAAACAUCUGUGAAGGAAUGAUAAAACCUGGGAACAGAGUCCAUGCAGAGGAGGAGUGGCAAGCAGUUAAAACUGAAUGAGCUUUGGGACAGUGCUGAGAGAAGUGGGCUGGGAUUCAGUGUUCAGUGGCAACAGACAGAGCUGUGCAGUCUAACAGCAACAAAUUCAGCUGCAGGCUGCCAGCUCAGCAUCUAGGAGCAAAUGAGAAGGAUGUUUGUCACUGAUCAGUACCUGACAGUGGGUAGUCAUUGUGAGGACGUUAAAGAAAGACAGUAUUUACACAAGAAAACAGAAGCCCUGAGACCUGUAAGAAAUAGGAUCAAGAACUGGCCUGAUGCUAACAGCACUGACUCCAGAAGAAUGUGUUCUGUGGGUUACAGAAACAUGGGACCACUUAGAGGGAACUACAACACCAGGAACUCUGAGGAAAGAAUGGAGAAAGUGGAACAAGUACAAGACAAGUGUAGAAAUGCAUAGCUACACCACAUCUUAAACAGUGUGUGCAACUCCUAAUUACCUCAUUUAAUUUAGAAAAGGAACAUUUAAAACUCAAAAUAGCACAUACAGAGUAACAUGGAUAGUGAAAGAGACAGAACAAUUUCUAGAAAGAAUAAAGAAAUCAGAGCUCUGACUUGGAGAAGAGCUGGUUCAGGCUGGAAGUGGUGGAGUUCAGUGCAAUCAGAUGUGGCAUUCAGUAAUAACAGGGACCAACAUUCAACUUAAUUACAACACAAGACAUCAAAUUAAAUUAGUGAAUGAUAAGCAUAGAUUAAGGGAAAAACAUUUUCCCUCUUUUUAUUUUUUUAAAGCAUAGCCUACUUUAUUUAAGUUUUAGAGGUCUGUCCAUGGAUGUUGUGUAUAUCAAAAGUUUAUAUGAUUCUUCAAGCAAUUAGAGGAGUACACAAAAGGUAACUAGAAAGCCAUUAAAUAUAAAAAUAAUGUUUUAGUAAGUGAGAUCUUCAGAGGUUUAGAGAGCACUUCAGGGACAUAUCACUCCAGGCUCAAUGUUCUUAUAUUUGAGUUAAAGAAUAACAUCACAAGCAUUAAUAUUUAUAAACAACUAUUCUGAAAAUGAGGAAAAAAUGUUCUUAAUGAGUUUUCCAGCUGGAGUAACAGGGAACCAAAAACCAACUACUUUUCAACAGGGCAAUAAAGAAGAGGAUUCUGUGAUGCUGGACACAAGAUUUGGAUUUGAUGUUUGAAAAUCCCUCUGUUCUUAUGUUCCUGUAAGACUGGUCUGUAACUUCCCAGCUGCUAAAAUCAGAUAUUUACCAGCUCAGCUUUAUCCCCUCUGAACAGAGAACUUCUGGAUACACUUAAUACUGAAAAUACAUGCCAGUGUUACUUAAGGGUUGUAAUCAAAGGGGCUUUUUACCUUUGCCCCUCUCCUCUGGAGGUCCACCUGGAGCAUCCAUGUCCCUGUGCUCAGAGGUUCCUGGUCCAUCGUGCCAGGGACGUUUCCGUGGUGGCAGUGAGGCCAUGUCCAUGCCCUGGAGUGAAGAGGAACGUUCUCUGUUGGCUGGAGAGUGCCCAUCAUGAGGAGGGUGAUCUGGACGAGGACCUGUGCACGAAAACACAAGAUAAGUAAUGUUUAUUGGAUUGUUACUCUUCAUUUUUCAAGGCAGCCACAUAAAUUUACAAACUGCCCACACUGUUUGGCACACAGUUUGGAGUUAAAAUUAUGUAAAGCUUCUCCUCUGUCCCAUUUUUUAGUAAAAAAGCUAAAGGUAAAACAGAUUUUCAAGAUGAUGGGAAAGAAAAGUGUGGCAGAUGUAAAGUGUUCUUUCCAGUAUAAAAUACUUCCAUGUAUUUUAGAGACAAUCACAUCUUCAUUUAUUCAUGUGCCAUUUGUGCUUUGUUUUCCAUUACAUUCUACAGCUCUGUCUUGCCCCUAUAUGGGGCUGCCUUUAGUAAUACAACUGCAAAUAUAAAUUGUCAGACAUUGCAGCUGAAAAGAUACCAACACAGAGAAAGAUUCCUGUUGGCAUUAAUAAAGAUAUUUAAAAAAACCCCAUGACAUGUGAUUCAGUCAUCCAGAGGUGACAACUGCCUGGGCAAUUCUGGACUGUACAAGAACACAACUGAAAAUCAAGGCUUUGAGGCCACAAUCACUUUUAUUCACUGUAUUUAGGGACAGUCAAAUUCUGUAUAGUUCUUUCUUCCUAAAUUUAAAAGACCAAAGAACUGCAUUUGGCUUUUCUCAUGGUAAAAUACUGGUAACAAACGUGAGGUACAGGAAAAAUACAUGAUUUUUAAAAUAAUUUUUGAAGUUAUUAUAUUGUAGAAGUCUACAAAGCUCAUGAAUUUUUUUACCUGGUUCUCUGUUUCCAUCCCAGGAGUCUGGUUUCCUCCCUCCUUCAAAGCGUGGGAAUUCAUCUGGAGUAGGAAGCAAACCCUUCCGAGCUCCUGAGCAGUAAGAGAAGCAGGGGACAGGAGUGAGAAGAGACAUUGUAUUCAUGAAAAUAAUGUCACCUGCCCAAGAAACGCCUUUCCUUCCUCAUCCUUGUGUUUCUGUGUGGAAGAACAUUCCCCUUACCUCUCGGAGCACCUCGACCUCGCCCCCGAGCACCAUGGUCCCUUCCUCUGGAGUUUUCAUCUGGAGAGUCAAAAGCAUCAUCUGGCCCAAAAUCUUCAGGGCCAGGAAAGCCAUCUCUGCCCCUGGGCCCCCGGCCCUCGUGCCUCGAGGGUCCUCCUCUUCGGAAGCUACAACAAAGAACAUGAUACAAAUGUGGCUUUUAGGCACAAUUGAGGCAGUUUAAUGAUCAACUCAUUUCUAAACUGUUUCACUUCAUGCUACAGCACAUACAGUUACUAGAACAGGAUUUGUAGGUGGAAAAGUGCCCAUUUCUGCCUUUGAGCACUUUGAUAGUAAGCUUUGUAAUCUUCCUUUCAUAUUUCCUUCCACUGAUUAUGUUGGCUUUUCAUACAAGAAAAAUAUUAUUAAACACAGUGCAUUCAUUUAAUGAAAAGGUGGGAAAAACAAUCAAUGAGUGAUGAUAGAUACAAGGUGAGGUAAGGCAAGGCAAAGUGUGAGUUCCCCUUAACUCUGAUGCUCUUACAUUCCCCUUCCCUUUUUUCCUUUCCAUUUCCAUCAUAAACUGAAAACAUAGAA